Molecule: messenger RNA, 5497 nt
Organism: Pongo pygmaeus (Bornean orangutan)
Lineage: Eukaryota; Metazoa; Chordata; Mammalia; Primates; Hominidae
Gene: DNASE1
Product: deoxyribonuclease 1
Exons: 12
Coding region: 4565-5413 (282 amino acids)
Biological process (GO): DNA catabolic process
Cellular component (GO): nucleus
Molecular function (GO): DNA binding; deoxyribonuclease I activity
Source: RefSeq, a predicted model, not a curated record
GGAAGCGGCGCUUGCUUCAGGUGGAGUCUAUUAGUUGUUGGGAAAGAGUUAGGGCGAGUUUAGGGCACUGGGGCGGCUUUGAGAUAAAGUCUGGUUCCUCCCCAGCUGGCUCAGGAAAUGUUCGCGGAUACAAUGGCGGCCCCCUCUGGGCAUACCUGCCUGUGGAGCGGAGAGUGGACGGGUGACCACAAUGUGAAUGGGAAUAGCAAGAUGGCAAAGGCUUGCUGAGUGAGUGGCGCAGCGCCAGCCUGGGUAGUGGCCUCCCCAGCAAGUUGCAUGUCACUAGCUUCCUGUGGCUGUCACUCCUGGGCCCAGGCACCUCCGAAGAUCAGCACCUCCUCAUGGACUCAAGCGAGGACAGGAGCCCGUCACCCAUGAGCUCGCAAGGGCAGAGCUGCUGUCCUGUCUCGACGGCUCCACCGUGACUCCAGUGGACUUUGGACAGUGGGGAGCGGGCCCAACAGUGCCACUCGGGUGUGGUCACUCUGGCUUUGGGUGGAUCAGGACCAAACUAGACUCAUCCCCAGCCCCCAGGUGUUGUUGCUACUCCUGCCUGAGGCCCCAUCCACAGCUGCAGCUGUGGCGGAGUGGCUAGUGGUGGCCAGCAUGGCCCUGCUGCAGCUCCACGCUGCGGGGGGGGCAUGGCCCUGACCAGCAGCCACCCCUCCAUGUGGGCCACGGGGGAGGAGCCUAGGAAGCCGCCCUGGCAAGGUCCUGCAGGCUCUGCGUCUGGUGUGGAAGAGCUCACGGUGAAGCACUCCUGCCCAGGACCUGAGGAGCCGGCCACUGUUCAGAAGGCCCCAGCUUGAAGGCCUGGAGAGCCACCCAGCAGCACAACACAGGCAAGCUUGCGGAGGUUUAAUUUAACCUGAGAAGGCUGCAGAUCCUCGGGGUUGGUGUAAAAACAGCUCAUCCUGAUCUGAGAAGGCGGUCAGCUUUUCUCGUCAUUGCUGUUGGCUGCCAGCACCCAUUCUCUGUGGAUGUGAAAAUCCCAGAAGGGCUGGGCUUCCUUCUUGGGCAUUCCCCAGGCCUAUCUCCAGAGUGGGGCCCAGCAUGGGAGGAUUGUACCCUACUCACUCCCCUCAUGUGGGGCUUGGACCUACAGCUCGACAGCACCCGUGGAAUGUGGGCAGAAGCGACAGCAGCUAGCUCCGCCUCGGCCUUAGGGUGGCACGUGUUCUGCUUGUGCCCUGGGAGCUUCCACCUUCCACGCUGUGGGAAGAGGGUGUCCAGGGAGCUGCAGUCCCUCCAGCCCAGCCCCAGGACGAGGCCCAGGCAGCAGAGCCACCCCAGCUGACCUGGCAGUGUGAGAGAAAUGCAUGUGUAUAUACUGGGUUUUCAGGUGGGUGUUACAUGGCAGCAUUGACUGACACAGACAGAAAAGAGAUCCACGAGGGAGAAGUGAGAGUGCUGGAGACUCCACAAGCCACAGGCCGCAGGGGCAGGAUGGCUUCUGAGAAGGUGAAAUGAUUCUUCUGGGAAUCUAUCAGAGGAAGACAUAGAGGUUCCAGACAGUUGAAGGCCCAACAGUGAUCCCAGACAGGCCCCAUGUCAGACCAGGCUCCUCCAGGGCUGUGCUGCCCUCACCAAAGCCUGUCCUGAGGGCAGCCACACAGCAGGCAGCACUCGCCAUUUGUACAAGCGAGGCCCAAGUUCCAGCCUUCCUUCUGGCAGGUAGAGGAAGCAGGGGCACCAUGCCUGGGAGCUCCUGAAAGCAGAUGGGGCAGCAUUUGGUCAAGAGCCAGGAGGGGAUGACAGACCAGAGGGGAACCCUUGUCCCACGUGCUGAGCACACGUGGGGGGCUGGGCACUUGCUCUGUGAGCUAUAAUUGGUGUCCCUGUGCCCUGCCAGAAGCUGCACCAGGCAGUUUCUUGGUGGAGGACAGUGGCCGCCCUCUAGCCUUACUCCCUUCCCCAUGAUGGGUCGCUGUCAGAUGUGUGUCCAGGAAAGGCAAACACCGAAGGCAGAGGACCAGUCCCUACACCGAAUACUCUGGUGGCCUUGCUUGGGGGCUGGAUUUUGACAUGCUGGAGGCUGUCCUAGACUCAGAGAUUGAAAACAGGGAAGAACCAUUGCUGAAACCUUUGGAAAAGCCUGCAGUGGGGCCUCUGGCAGCCUGAGGAGUGGUGGUGUUUCCAUCUGGUAGACGCCGUCUCAAUAGGAGGAACAGAUGAGUGCACCAGUGCUGCCAGCCAGAGGCGUCUGUCGGCGUGUCUUUAUGGAAUGGGGUGUCAGUCUUGUGGAGGGCGGUUUACCUUCCUGUUUCUAGUCCCCACUGGACCUGCCUUCUGCUUCAUGGCCAGCUGGCCAGACCUAGCACUUUCCUGACUUUCGACCUUGGCCCCUGCUGACACUUGCCGUUGAGGCCUCCUGCAGACCCCAUUUGUAUUCCUUUUCUGCAGUUCUCACACCUGAAUCCUGCCUGGACUUCUGCCAAGCCCUCCAGGCCCUCCUCCCCCAGGGGGACCACAGAUCCUACGUGCAGGGCUGUCCUUGGAGGGCGAGCACAGCCCCUUCCAAGUGGGCAAGACCCAGAGGUGGCUCAAAAGAUAGCUGUGCCCUAGCCCUGGAACCUCUGAAUGCUGAUUUUUGUAGCAAAAAAGGACUUAGAGAUGUGAGUAAAGGCUGGUGAGAUAAGGACAUCAUCCCUGCUCUCUGGGAGGACCCCAAAUGCAGGCGCACAGAUCUUCAGAAGAAGAGGCAGAGACUGGGGUGACGCAGCCACAACUAAGGAAGGCCAAGGAUUGCUGGUAGCCUGCAGAAACUGGAGGGCAAGGAGCAUCCCCCCCGGAGCCUCCAGGAGGAGCAAGGUCCUACUGACUCUGACUUCAGACGUCCAGUCUCCGGAAUUGUGAGAGGAUCCAUUUCUGUUAUUUUAAGUAACCAAACUUGUGGUAGUUACACCAGCCUCAGGAAAUGAAUACAAAUGGAAAGUCAAAGAUUCCAAGAAAUGAGUGGCCGGGUGCGGUGGCUCACACUUGUAAUCCCAGCAUUUGUGGGAGGAUUGCUUGAGCUCAGGAGUUGGAGACCUUGUGUCUAUGAGAAACUUAAAAAAUAGGCUGGGUGCAGUGGCUCACGCCUGUAAUCCCUGCACUUUGGGAGGCCGAGGCAGGCGGAUCACAAGGUCACGAGUAUGAGACCAGUGUGACCAACAUGGUGAAACCCCGUCUCUACUAAAAAUACAAAAAUUAGCCAGGUGUGGUGGUGUGUGCCUGUAAUCCCAGCUACUCAGGAGGCUGAGGCAGGAGAAUCGCUUGAACCCGGGAGGCAGAGGUUGCAGUGAGCCGAGAUAGUAUUACUGCACUCCAGCCUGGGCAACAGAGCAAGACUCCGCCUCAAAAAAAAAAAAAAAAAAAUAGCUGAGCAUGGUAGCAUGCACCUAUGGUCCCAGCUAUGCCGGAGAAUUCCUUGAAGCCAGGAGUUCAAGACCAGUCUGGACAAAAUAGCAGGACCCCAUCUCUACCAAAAAAAAUUAAAAAUUAGCCAGGCAUGGUGCUGUACCCAUAGUCUUAGCUACUCAGGAGGCUGAGGAGGGAGGAUUAUCUGAGCCCUGGCGGUCGAGGCUAUAAUGAGCCAUGAUUGUGCCAGUGCACUCCAGCCUUGGCAACACAGUGUGAGACCCUGUCUCAAAAACAAUAAAAACCCAAAACAAAAGAACCAAGAAAUUACUGGACCUGAGGCCUGGCCUUUAGCUGCUGCCCUGCCCUUGUGACCUGGUCACUCGGGAUCCCCUGGGCCUAAACACACAGCCUAUUGUCCACCUCAAGAAGGCUCCCCACUGCCUGGCUGGCAAUUGGAGUGGGCUUUGCAGGCCCCACCUGUCCUGGCCCCACGGCGCUGGUGCUGCAGGCCCCUGCCACUGCUUGUUCCGAGCUCCCCAGCCUCCUGCAGAGUUGCCUGCACCUGAUGGCGAUGAAUCAGGAAGGCAGGCGUGUCCUGGGCCACAGAGCAGUCAUGGCUGUCCAGCCACCAGGGGGCUCCAUUUGCAACCUUGGAUGUGGCUUUGGCCUCUUACUCCAAAGUGACCUUGGGGCCCCUAGACAAGAGACAGGGAGACUGGAGUCCAGCCCCACCCUCCCGCACAUACCUGGCCCAUCCCUGCCCUAUCCUGGAAAAUGGGGGCCACCACACGUGCAAGGGACACAGGACAGGAACCUUUGGCCUUGUUAUCAGACAUUUUAAAACUAAGUGCAAACGUGAUUAUCAGGUGCAGUUUUUACAGCAGCAAGAAACCUGUGCUUACAGAAAGAAACACAUGCCAGCAACCCACCUAUGCGGAAAGCCACACAGAGCCAUUGUGUUCUGCACCCUCAGGUGGCGGCUCACAGUUGGCCCAGGGAAGGUCACAGCUGCCUGAACUUUUAAAACUCCCGGACACGCACUGCCUGCGCAGGAUCCAGAGCCCAGCAGCACCGCCAGGGCCUUGAAGUGCUGCUUCAGAGACCUUUCUUCAUAAACUACUUUUUUUCUUUAAGCAGCAAAAGGAGAAAAUUGUCAUCAAAGGAUAUUCCAGAUUCUUGACAGCAUUCUCAUCAUCUCUGAGGACAUCACCAUCACCUCAGGAUGAGGGACCUGAGGCUGCUGGGGGCGCUGCUGGCACUGGCGGCCCUACUGCAGGGGACCGUGUCCCUGAAGAUCGCAGCCUUCAACAUCCAGACAUUUGGGGAGACCAAGAUGUCCAAUGCCACCCUCGUCAGCUACAUUGUGCAGAUCCUGAGCCGCCAUGACAUCGCCCUGGUCCAGGAGGUCAGAGACAGCCACCUGACUGCCGUGGGGAAGCUGCUGGACAACCUCAAUCAGGAUGCACCAGACACCUAUCACUACGUGGUCAGUGAGCCACUGGGACGGAACAGCUAUAAGGAACGCUACCUGUUCGUGUACAGGCCUGACCAGGUGUCUGUGGUGGACAGCUACUACUAUGACGAUGGCUGCGAGCCCUGCGGGAACGACACCUUCAGCCGAGAGCCAGCCAUCGUCAGGUUCUUCUCCCAGUUCACAGAGGUCAGGGAGUUUGCCAUUGUUCCCCUGCACGCGGCCCCGGGGGACGCAGUAGCUGAGAUCAACGCUCUCUAUGACGUCUACCUGGAUGUCCAAGAGAAAUGGGGCUUGGAGGACGUCAUGUUGAUGGGCGACUUCAAUGCGGGCUGCAGCUAUGUGAGACCCUCCCAGUGGUCAUCCAUCCGCCUGCGGACGAGCCCCACCUUCCAGUGGCUGAUCCCUGACAGUGCUGACACCACAGCUACAUCCACACACUGCGCCUAUGACAGGAUCGUGGUUGCAGGGAUGCUGCUCCAAGGUGCCGUUGUUCCCGACUCGGCUCUGCCCUUUAACUUCCAGGCUGCCUAUGGCCUGAGUGACCAACUGGCCCAAGCCAUCAGUGACCACUAUCCAGUGGAGGUGAUGCUGAAGUGAGCAGCCCCUCCCCACACCAGUUGAACUGCAGGAAGAGAGGACCCAUCGUGCCGCAGGACCCAGAAAAAAAGCCCAACUCAGGUU